AUGGCGUCGGGCCAGACUGCGCGUGCGCGGAACCUGCGACGCCCAGAAGAACCACAGAAUAAGAGAACUCCAGACUUGCCUGAAGAAGAAUUUGAAAAGGAAGAGAUCAAGGAGAAUGAAGAAGCAGUCAAAAAGAUGCUUGUAGAAGCCACCCGGGAGUUUGAGGAGAUUGUGGUGGAUGAGAGCCCUGAUUUUGAAAUACAUAUAACAAUGUGUGAUGAUGAUCCACCCACACCUGAGGAAGACUCAGAAACACAGCCUGAUGAAGAAGAAGAAGAAGAAGAAAAAGUUUCCGCACCAGAGGUGGGAGCUGCCAUUAAGAUCAUCCGGCAAUUAAUGGAAAAGUUUAACUUGGAUCUGUCAACAGUUACACAGGCCUUCCUAAAAAAUAGUGGUGAGCUGGAGGCUACUUCCUCCUUUUUAGAGUCUGGUCAGAGGGCUGAUGGGUAUCCCAUUUGGUCCCGACAGGAUGACUUAGAUUUGCAAAAAGAUGAUGAGGGUACCCGAGAUGCACUGGUCAAAAAAUUUGGUGCUCAGAAUGUAGCUCGGAGGAUUGAAUUCCGAAAGAAAUAAUUGGCAAGAUGAUGAAAAAAAAGGGUUUGGUAGAUAAGGCAUUAAAAAAAUUUUUUGUGACUAUUGAACUUCAGAGAUUUUUACAUUGGAACUGACACUCAUCUUUUGACCAAUGCUGUUGUUGCUCUGUGAGUCCUAGAUUUUAUAGCCAAGUAAAGUUGGAGGAUGAAAAUAAAAGAAAUUGGAUAUAUUUAGAGCUGUUCCUGGCAGUAUCAAUGUGUUUGUAAAAGGAAAAUCAAAAACAGAGAGGUUCGUUUACAUAGUAAUAACCGCUUUCUGGAAUGGAAUCCCUGCUGUAUUGAUGAGAGGAGCUAGUGACCAAGUCAAAGGCAGAAAAUUAGAUGGGUCUUUUCAGAAAGCAUAAAUAAAGAGCCUCCUAUCCUUUGGCAGAAGCUUCUCUAGGUUAUGAUAGAUUCCAAAUCAGGAAUCUAGGAAUGUGGAAAGAUUUAAUUACAAGGCCUUUGAACAUGGACUGUCCCAAACCCUUGCAUCCCCCAGUGAACUCUGAUUUCUGGGCUGCUUUGAAAACCCCAUAUUCCUUUUGCCAACUUAUAUUUGGGGAGCCUGUUUGUUGGCUGUUCUUUUCUUCAGGUCUGUGUCAGUUAAGUCUCUAGCAUGUGUUUCUUUACCUACCAUCCAGUUUUGUUUAAAACACAAACAAAAAUUUAGAGAGUCUUGAGAAAAGUCUUACUUGGUUACUCGUAAUGUGUUUUUAUUUAUUGAGGAUAGUUUUGUGCAAAGAAUAGUGUUAGAUUUAAAAAUUAGAGGAUUAAUUCCUCUUUGUUGUGUUGAUUUCAUUACUGAAAAUAAAUAGAACUUUGUAAA
Molecule: messenger RNA, 1398 nt
Organism: Balaenoptera acutorostrata (minke whale)
Lineage: Eukaryota; Metazoa; Chordata; Mammalia; Artiodactyla; Balaenopteridae
Product: telomeric repeat-binding factor 2-interacting protein 1-like
Exons: 2
Coding region: 1-573 (190 amino acids)
Biological process (GO): regulation of DNA-templated transcription; telomere maintenance via telomere lengthening
Cellular component (GO): shelterin complex
Molecular function (GO): telomeric repeat DNA binding
Source: RefSeq, a predicted model, not a curated record